Messenger RNA from Aspergillus nomiae NRRL 13137, 3327 nucleotides. Its product is annotated as putative carboxylesterase. The record is from RefSeq and is a predicted model, not a curated record. Bases 1 to 3327 code for a protein of 1108 amino acids. The transcript is spliced from 9 exons. Lineage: Eukaryota; Fungi; Ascomycota; Eurotiomycetes; Eurotiales; Aspergillaceae. Gene Ontology annotation, molecular function: chromate transmembrane transporter activity. Gene Ontology annotation, biological process: chromate transport.
AUGCUUCUUCCAGCUUCGUUUUCGCGGCAUAUCACUUCUCUUCGAUCGCUGAACCGGAAGUGGCAGAGACUCGUAGCGAGAAGAAAGGAAAACAACGAUGGGCUCUCAAGUCGCAUGCUUGAGGUGUUUCUACGAACCUGGGACUUAGGCUUCACCAGUUUUGGUGGACCUCCCGUGCAUUUUCGUAUUUUGCAUGAGAGAUUUGUGCAAGGAAAAGGAGGGAAAGACAACUGGGUAGACGAGCAGACUUACCAGGAGCUCUUUGCAAUAUGCCAGGGUCUUCCUGGCCCAGCAAGUACCAAGAUGAUCUUCUGCCUUACUUUGUUACAUGCUGGGUUUUUUCCAGCGCUAUUAGUUUUCUUCACUUGGAGCCUACCGGGAGCGAUUGGCAUGUAUGCUCUCUCCCUUGGUGUCCAGAAGAUUGGCGACACCCUUCCGUUACCGGUGUAUGCGCUUCUUUCCGGAUUGAACUCCUCAACUGUUGGCAUCGUUGCACUCGCUGCUGUGCAGUUAGCCGACAAGGCGAUUCGCGAUAAGCUCACUCGCAUCUUGGUGAUCUUCGGUGCAUGUGCUGGACUAUGUUACAAUGCCCUUUGGUAUUUCCCACUCUUAAUGGUUGUUGGCGGCCUGGCAACCAUUAUCUGGGAUGGAUGGAUGAGCCAACGAAUCCGGAAGAUUAAGCUUGCAUGGAGGGGAAGACACGCAGUCCAACCUACCACUGAAACAGAGUUAGCAACUAUGCAGAGUAUUCCGAUGGAAGAGGGCGGACAAACUGCCGCUCCUAGCCAAAAUAGUGACACGGCUGCAUCGCAAAUGAAUUCGGUCCGAUCGCGAAACGUUGGCCCUAAAGGGGAAUCGGCGCCGUUGAGCUCAACAGAUACUCCUGAUCAGGAUGUAGAACAGUAUCCUGCACCCGCUCAUAGUAUCCGUGUUCGAGUGGGAAUCCUCAUCAUUGUUUGUUUCCUUGCAUCCUUCAUUGGUCUUCUUGUUGGUAGGAGCGUCUCCCACCAGCCACCAUUGGCUCUUGACCUUUUCACCAACAUGUAUCUGGCUGGUACAGUCAUCUUCGGCGGCGGGCCAGUUGUUAUUCCCCUUCUUCGCUCCUAUGUGGUUGGUCCUGGCUGGGUCUCUAGUCGUGACUUUCUUCUCGGACUAGCAAUCAUUCAGGCCUUCCCAGGUCCUAACUUUAACUUCGCUGUUUAUCUCGGGGCUUUAGCAUUGCAAAAGUCGCAGUUCCCAACAAUCUUUGGUGCAUUUCUGGGGGGACUUGGAAUCUUCUUCCCUGGGAUUGCAUUGGCAGUUGCUGUGCAAAGCUUUUGGAAAACCCUCCGGAAGCGAAAAUGGGUUGUCGAUUUUCUUAGAGGCGUGAACGCGACUGCAGUCGGAUUGGUAUUCACUGCUGUUUAUAGGCUCUGGGAGAUUGGGUAUCUUACUCCUGAGGCUAAUAAUGGUCAGAGCCUAGCGAAGGAGCCAUGGUGGGUUGUGAUUGCUGUUGUUACGUACGCAGAAAGUGCGUGGUUCAACGUACCAUCUGCUGUUGCGAUCGUUCUUGGUGCUAUACUGGGGCUUUGCUGCCUGGCUCUGCUCGCCACCGUGGAGGGCAACCCAUCUGAACCUGUCGUUAACUUGGGAUACUCGACCUAUCAAGGAUACUAUAACACAACUACCGGGCUUAAUAUCUGGAAAGGAAUUCGCUAUGCAGCCCCUCCGAUCAACGAGUUGCGAUGGCAACCCCCGGUAGCUCCUCCUCGGAACAUCAGCCACAUUCUCCCAGCGGUUGAUCAGCCGCCCGUCUGCCCACAAUCUGGUGCCGCUCGGACACCGGCAGUCUAUGGGUUUAACUCUGGUCCAGGCGACGAGGAUUGUUUAUAUCUGAACGUCUAUGCACCCCCAGGGGCAUCAGAUUUGCCAGUCUUCGUCUGGAUCCAUGGAGGUGGAUACGGCCUCUUCGGAGCUGUCUAUGACCCUAGUCCGCUAAUGAACACCAACGGCAAUGGCUUCAUCACGGUGGAGAUCCAGUACCGUCUUGGAGCGUUUGGCUUCUUGUCAUCCGCAGAGGUUCACGAAAGAGGUACGCCCAAUGCUGGUCUUUUGGACCAGCGGUUUGCACUGCAAUGGGUUCAACAACAUAUCACUAAAUUUGGCGGCAACCCUAAGCGCGUCACUAUCGGUGGCGAGUCAGCUGGUGCUGGGGCAGUCAUGCUGCACUCUCUGGCGUAUGGAGGAAAAGAGUCGAAUCUAUUCCAAAACAUCAUCGCGGCUAGUCCGUACUUGGUACCCGUGUACCCGUAUGAUGACCCAGUACCCACCGGUCACUACGAAGCGUUUGUCGAAAAGACAGGCUGUGGCCCAUCUGCGAUCGCAAAAGCCCGGUACAACAGUAGCUUUGACUGUCUAGUUGAAGCGCCAAGCGAGAAGCUUCAAAACGCCAGUGGUGUGGUUUCCGAGUCAGGCCUCUUCGGCACGUUUGCAUUCCUGCCUGUCGUCGACAAUGAUAUGAUUCGCGAGCGGCCGUCAGCACAGUUACUCUCAGGCAAAGUUAGUGGGCAGCGAAUCCUUGUCGGAAACAAUGCUAAUGACGGCGUCCCCUUGAGUAAUCCUAAUGUGGUGACCCGCACCGCAUUCAACAGUUACCUCUCGGAGACCUUCCCAAACUUCACCGAAACCGAUCUCGCCUGGCUGAAGUUGGUAUAUGACACCGCCGAUUCUCAGUCAACCGACGACAGUCCCCGAUUCGAUACCCUCGGCACUUCAGGUCCAACUGCAAAGAACCAGUCCGAGGUGGCAACAGGACUCCAGCAGACCGUGUUCAAUAUUUUUGCCGAGUCCACAUUUGACUGUCCCGCACAGUGGUUCGCCGAGGCAUUUGGAGGAUCUCUCCGCCAGGCCUGGAAGUACCAGUACUCCGUCACACCAGCCCUCCACGGCGCGGACUUGAACGCCUAUUUUCCCGGCAAAGCGUCCUGGCCCAGCAAGCGGUUCAACCACGCAUUCCAGAAGGUCUGGGGUAGUUUUAUUAUGAAUAACUCGCCUAUCAUUCCCAUUCAAGAUGCCACCGGGAACCAGAGCCAUGCCAUUGUCCCCGAAGACUCAUCGGGCCAACUUGACUGGCCGCAGUUCCACCCAUCAGCACCUUGGCAUAUGGACUUCAACACCACCGGCGGCAGCGUCUCCCCACUUGUCGUCACACCAAACCUGACCUAUUAUAUCCGCCAGGGCGACGAUGUGGUCAAUCAUUUCCGUCUCGCGAACGCCUACACUUGGGAAGGAGGACGAGGAGUGAGAUGUUUAUUUUGGCGGGCCGCUGCAGAUCGGAUUCCGCUGUAA